Messenger RNA from Cheilinus undulatus (humphead wrasse), 1141 nucleotides. RefSeq names its product AP-1 complex subunit sigma-2-like. Bases 172 to 648 code for a protein of 158 amino acids. Gene Ontology annotation, biological process: intracellular protein transport; vesicle-mediated transport. The transcript is spliced from 5 exons. Gene Ontology annotation, molecular function: clathrin-cargo adaptor activity. Lineage: Eukaryota; Metazoa; Chordata; Actinopteri; Labriformes; Labridae. Gene Ontology annotation, cellular component: membrane coat; intracellular membrane-bounded organelle; AP-1 adaptor complex. The record is from RefSeq and is a predicted model, not a curated record.
AAACGUUGUGUCUCACCAGCAAACACUAUACAGCUAAGUGUUUAGCAUCAGGGUGGCUAAGAGGCUAGCAUACGGAUACUAAAAGUACUUCUUUUCUGCUUUUAUUUAUGUAUUUUCUAUGAUUUAGUGAAGUUACCAGCCGCUUUAGGAACUAAACCCACGGCACAGUCGAUGAUGCAGUUCAUGCUGCUGUUCAGCCGGCAGGGAAAGCUGCGGUUACAGAAAUGGUACGUGCCUUUGUCUGACAAGGAGAGGAAGAAGAUCUCCAGAGACCUAGUCCAGACAAUACUGGCCAGGAAGCCCAAGAUGUGCAGCUUCUUGGAGUGGAGAGACCUCAAGAUUGUGUACAAAAGAUAUGCGAGUCUGUAUUUCUGCUGUGCAGUCGAGGACCAGGAUAAUGAGCUGAUCACCCUGGAGAUCAUCCACAGAUAUGUGGAGCUGCUGGAUAAAUAUUUUGGCAGUGUUUGUGAGCUGGAUAUCAUUUUCAACUUUGAGAAGGCAUACUUUAUCCUGGACGAGUUCCUCCUGGGCGGAGAGGCCCAGGAGACAUCCAAGAAGAACGUGCUGAAAGCUAUCGAGCAAGCUGACUUGCUGCAGGAGGAGGCUGAGGCACCACGAAGCGUUUUAGAAGAAAUUGGCCUUACAUAAAUGAUCUUACUGCUGCUCUCCUGCAGUUCUUUCUCCCAGAUUUAAAUCUGGAAGCGUCUGUGUCUUUCUCCCGUCUUCUCCUGAUUGUGUCAGUGUUAUAUGUAUAAAAUCACCGCCUGUGUGCUGUACUUCUCUGUACUGUACUAUCCCGUCAUGUGCUUUGAAUGUGGUGCCAACUGUGGUUUUGAUGUGUCCCCCAUGUACAAGCUCCCUCACUGUAGUAUCCAGUGCUAUUAGCGUACCCGUACUUUCUUAAGACUCCACAAAGAACAAUGUAGCAAACACAUGAAAACUCUAGCAUCGUAUUAAGAUCAUGCAUUGUCACUUAUUGCAGAGUCCUGUGUUGUGUUUGGUUUAAAUGACUUUCUGAGGUGCUGCUUCAGCUGUUUGUACCUUUGGUAGAUUUCUAUCACAUUUGAAUCACAGUAGUGCAUUUGAUUUAAUGAUAACAAAAUAGUCACCCAUCUUUGAGUAACCAAAACAAGGCAUAAUU